AUGGUUGUGAUACCUAAUGCAGAUGGAACAGCAUUUCCUCCUCCACAGACAGACAGGAUUUUAUUGAAUCCAUGGCAACCUGAAGAAAGUUAUAAUUUUAAGAAUGACAUAGACAGUACAAAAAGAACAUUUCAACCAGACCGGCUGUCAUUAUAUCCAUGGCUGGUAUAUUCUAAAGCAGUUAAAGGUGCCCUCUGCAACUUUUGUGUGCUUUUCAGCCCACACAUAACGCAUGGUAGUCAUCAUGGUACAUUCAUAAGCCGCCCAUUCACAAAUUUCGAAAAGUUCCAUGAAUGUGCAAAAAUGCAUAUGAAUUCCGAGUGGCAUAAAGAUGCAAUAGAAAAGUCAAAUAAUUCCAUUAGUGUUGUGACAAACAAAACUAAAAUUUUGGCAGACAAAUCAAUGGAUAUUGCAGGCACAGAACAACUUUCUCUUUCUGCACGUUAUUUUGACCAUGCAACUAAUGUUGUCAGAGAAGUCUUCCUUGGAUUUACACCAUUAGCAAGGUUAGAUGUAAAACAUAUCUCCAACACAAUAUCUACUUUAUCUGCUUGGGGUUUAAAUCUAGAUAAAAUGGUAGGACAAGGCUAUGAUGGGUGCAGUACACUGGCCGGUAAAAUUGGCAGAGUACAGAAGAUAAUUGCUGAGAAAUAUCGCAAGGCUCGCUUCUAUCGUUGUGCUAGCCAUAGACUUAAUUUAGUUGUGAAUGAUUUGAACACCUUACCAGAGGUUAGAAAUGCCAUUGGUACUAUCAAAGAAGGAAUUUCUUUUUUCCGAGGGAGCACGCAAAGGAAAGUCCUAGUUGGGAACCUUCAAAAACUGUGUGAGACACGCUCGUCUGAGAAGCAUAAGCCUAGAAGGAAAUUUAAUGAUAAGUUUUUAGAAAUUGUUGAAGCAUUUGCAAUUUUACAUAAAGAAGGAGAUCGUGAAACUGGUCAGAAAGUCUGGCAACUUUACUGCACACUUACUUCUCCAACAUUUAUUCUUACAUUAAAAGUCAUAGCAAAAUAUUCAGCCAAACUAGAACCUGUCACCAAUAUCCUACAAUCAGUAAACAUUAACUUGUUAGAAGUUUCAGAACACAUUCAACGAAUUGUAAAAAUGUUAUUGGAUGACAGAGAAAAUGCGGAAGCCGAAUUUGAAAUGAUAAUGAAAAGUGCUGAAAGCAACUAUAGUGCACUUGAAAUAGAUGUCACUGUCCAGUCCUUGCAAGAACGGUUUUCAGACGAUAACAAGGCAUCUUUUGAGAUUUUCUGCUUGCACCCAAAGGUAAUGAAAUCCCAAAGCAACCUAGAUGUGAAAAGGAUAAUUGAAAAUAUCAAAAGAUUUUAUGGCGAUCUUUUAGAUAAUUUCACUGAAGAAGCAUGGACAUGGAUCAGUAUGUGGAAACGCAAUAAAGUAACUGAAGGAGAUAUUGCUCAAUUAAGCCUGACUGAUCUACAGGACAAAGCCAAAUUCAUGCCCGCCGUAGCUUCAGCUUCAAAGAUAGCCUUUAGCUUACUGGCAACCACCUGCUCUGCGGAAAGAUCGUUCAGAGUAAUUGAAGAGGGUUACACUGUAUGA
Molecule: messenger RNA, 1563 nt
Organism: Schistocerca serialis cubense
Lineage: Eukaryota; Metazoa; Arthropoda; Insecta; Orthoptera; Acrididae
Product: zinc finger MYM-type protein 1-like
Exons: 5
Coding region: 1-1563 (520 amino acids)
Source: RefSeq, a predicted model, not a curated record